Closterium sp. NIES-67 is the source of this 3066-nucleotide messenger RNA. Lineage: Eukaryota; Viridiplantae; Streptophyta; Zygnematophyceae; Desmidiales; Closteriaceae. The record is from the annotation of a GenBank genome assembly.
ACCUUAGGUUGAGUUCCCUAAGAGGACUAAUCGACAACCAACCUUAGGGAACUCAACCAACCAACCUUCCUACCAUAGAACUACUUGGCACGCGGGUUUUAAAAGCACAUGCGGGUCACUCGGCAUCUAAUUCGAACGCUCCAACCGAACUCCGCCCCAGUUGCACUGCCGCGAAAAUCCCUCAUUACCUCUCUGCUUCUGGUCCACAAAGAUCCUUCCCAUAAGUACCACUUACCUAAGAGCCGUCCACCAUGACGGCGCAACAGCAGCCGCCGUCGCAGCCUCCGCCAGUGGUGCACGUGGCAUUCGCCCGGGCCGCGUAUCGCCCGGGCGAAACGGUCAUCGCAACAAUCGACAUCGACAACUUCGCGCCGUCGCCGUCGCCGCUCUCCGCCGCUGCCGCCUCCGCCGGCGUCGCGCUGCCGUCCUGGGCGAUCCCGCAGCGCGCGCCGAGGCGCGAUGGCAUGAGCAGCAGCAGCAGCAGCAGCAGCAGCAUUAGCGCCAUGGGCGGGCGAGUGGGAUCCGCGCCGUCGCUUUCCAAAAACGCGUCGUUCGGCGGCGCUUCAGCUGCGGGGCGGGCGAGUGACGGCGACAUUGGCACUGUAGGGGGCGUGCUUAUAGAGAACCUCGUGGUGGACCUGAAGGGCGUGGAGCGGCUAGACCCGUCGUGGAUUGUGCUGCCGAAAUCGAGCAGCGGGGCGCAGAGCAAAGGCGAGCGCGUGAUUCUGGAGUCUCAGCUCACAUCUCUCGUCACCAACGUGGCCAUCCAACCCGGCACCAGCAAAACAUAUGCUAUAAGAGCGCAGUUACCCCGGGUGCUGCCCCCCUCAUACCGUGGCACAGCAGUGCGCUUCCACUAUCUGCUCACUGUCAUUGUCAAGUGGCGCCCCCUCCCCCCCUCCUCGCCCUCUCCCCUCGCCUCCUCCCUCUCCUCCUCCUCCUCCGCCCUCCUCGCCUCCCAUUCCUCCGCCUCCCCUUCCCCCUCCUCUGGUGUUCCCCGGAGGUCCCAGUCAGGGGGGCAGCUAGGGGGGGAGGAGGCGGGAGGGGGGAAGGGGAAGGAGGGGGGGAGCAAGGGGCAAGGGGGAAGCGCAAACACAACUCCUUUGAAGGGGCGAGGCGGAGGGGAGGACGGGAGAGGGGGACUUUCAGGGGGUCAAGGGAAGGGAAAGGGUGGCAAGGGUGGUCAAGGCGCCACAGCCGUUGUGGAGGUGCGCGUGCCUCUGCGCAUCUGGACGCUGCCCAGCCUGAGCGGGCUCACGGUGGAGGAGCUCGACUCCGACGACCACUACGGCGUGGGGGGCAUAGUGCCCACAGCGCCAGUGGAGGUGGACAUUCAGUGGAGAGAGAGGAAGUCCCGGGCGGCACUCAUGGCACCCCCGCCACCCCCAGAGCCACCAGCAGCAGAGGAGGAGGAGGAGGACGCACAAGCAGCAGCAGCCACUGCUGCUGCCAGUGCUGAAGGCACCGGAGCAGUGGGCGGGGCGGCAGGGAGGCACACCUCCAGCCCUGUGGCGGCCACGGCUACAGUCACAGAGGUUGGCGAGGGGGAGAUGGCAUCUGGGGCAGGUGGAUCUGUCCGAGCGGGCGGGGUACCAGCAGGGGCAGGGCCUAACGACGCCACUGCGGCUGCGGCUGCGACUGCGGCUGCGGCUGCGGCUGUGGGGUCUGGCGGCAUGGAGAGCCCGCACUUGACCCGUCUGUGGUCAGCGCCUCUACCCAUCGAUGAAGUCAACCCCAGCGGGCAGCAGAUAGGCGAGAUCGGGCGGUCCAAGUCCAUGACGGCCGGCAAGCAGUUCGCAGAGAACGGCGCGGGCAGCUCCGACUCCCUCUCCUACUCUUCCUCUGCUGCUGCUGCUGCGGCUGAUGGUCGGGCGGCAGGGGCAGGUGGAGGAGCAGCAGCAGGGGCAGGGGGCGGGGCGUGGGCGCGGUCGUCCUCUCUGCUGGACCUGGAGCCGGACAGCCCCACGCUGUCGGAGCUGGGCGGGCAGGCGGGCGGCGGGCUGCUGUUCGGCGCGUAUGGGGGUGCGGGGAACGGGUACGAGGGGGAGAGGGGGGGCGGGGAGGGGGGCAGGGGCGGGGCGCUGUCGAUGCUGAACCGGCAGGACGAGGAUGACGGGCCCUUCAUCCCGCGCUCGCCUGGGCCAGGAGUGCGCGGCCGCACGUACAACAUCCGAAUAGACGACCAAGUGCUCGUCAGAUUCACCCCCAGGAACCCUCAGCCCGUUUACUACCUGGGAGACGUGGUGUCCGGCACUCUCUCCUUCCCGAUCGAGGACGGCCCUAGAAGAUGCCUCGAGGUGUCGGUGCUGCUGGAGAUGCACGAGGUCAUCAACCCCCGUGCCCUCCACACAUCCAGGAGAGUAGCAGCUGCCGCCUCCGCAGCCAAAACCCCGCUGCACCUGCCAGUGCUGCAGAUGGAGCACCACGAAGUGACGGUGGAUCUGCUCCACACGCACUUCAUCUUCACCAUCCCCUCCGACGCCGCCGCCUCCUUCGCCACACCCAUCAUCUCGCUGCAGUGGAUCCUGCGCUUUGAGUUCUGUGCAUCCACCAGACGACCCCUGCCAGCAGCAGGCAGCGCAGCAGGUGGUGCGGGCAAGGCCCGGCAGCAGCAGCAGCAGCAGCAGAUGCAUGAGCGGCCGCACCCGCUGGCCAUGGGGGCGGAGACGGAGCGGGGCGAGUGGUCCAUGCCCAUCACGGUGCACGCGCCCCUGCCCAAGAUCACACCCAUCAGCAAUCGGGACAAAGCAGUCCUGCCGCCCGUGCUGCAGCAACCAGCCAUGGGAGCCGCUGCUGCUGCUGCUGCUGCCAGUGGCCCGACCAUACCGGCAGCACCCCUGCCCCCUCCUGCCGUGCCGUGAGUCGUGACUCCGCCACAUGUGGAGGGCCUCAAGCCCACCAUACCCCAUGAUUCCCAUCCAUCUCCCCCUUGGCUAUGAAUGAAGGUAGACGGGCAGCAUGUAUUGCAGUGCGAUGGUUUGAUUUGAUAAGACUACUUGUUCUGUCGGUUGGGCUCUUGGAUUGGAGCGUUUUGUUGGAAUGGAAUGGAAGUGCGAGAUUCAAGCC